AUGUUUGUUGGCGUCACCAUCGCCGGCAGUCAACUGAGGUCUAAUCUGAAGUAUCACAAUGUCAGUUCUCCCAAACUGCUGACUCUGGGAAAAGCUUUAGCUCCAGGGUAUCUGAGAAUCGGUGGCUCGUCACUGGACUACAUGGUGUUUGACCCGACCCACAACAUUGCUACUGGAGACCAGUUCCAGCUCCCAGCAAACACCUGGGAUGAUCUUAACAUGUUUGUUCACAAGAUUGGCUUCAAACUGGUGAUUGGUCUCAACCUGGUGCUCCGCAACGGAACGAGGUGGAAUCCAUCAAAUGCAAAGCUGCUGCUCAAAUAUUCCUCUGACAAAGGAUAUCCUUUUGCAGGGAUUGAACUAGGAAAUGAUUUUUAUAUCGUGCUUGCUGAAUUUAUUUUAAUUGUACCUAUUUUUCAUAUUUAUUUCCGACAUCGGAACAUUACAAUCAGUGAUGCUCAGGUGGCAAGUGACUUCAAGGACCUAAAACAAGUCCUCCAAAGAACGGCCUAUAAGUCUAGUCUCAUCCUUGGACCUGACAUAGCCGGUUAUAAAGACAAGUUCAUUAAAAACUUCCUGUCCUUGGGUGGAGCCAGUGUCAUAGACGUCUUGACCAUCCAUCAUUACUACUUUGAUGGACACACCGCCAAACUCGAAGACUUUUCUGACUAUACAAUAAUGGACCGUCUUAUACCUGAACUACAGUCAGUGAUGAAUACAGUCCGAAGCUAUCAUGGUCUGGUGGCGUGGCUAGGGGAGACUUCUUCUGGCUAUGGGGGCGGCACUCCUGGUAUAGGCGAUAGAUAUGUGGCAGGCAAUCUGUGGCUUGAUAAACUAGGUGUAUCAGCAAAAUAUGGUUUUAAAAGGGUCCUCCGCCAGUCACUCUUUGGAGGGCAUUACUCGCUUACUGACAGCAAUAACGACCCUACUCCUGACUAUUGGUUGACGCUUCUUUACAAGAGACUUGUUGGCAACAAAGUAUUUGAUGUUCCAUCUUCAUCUACCAGCAUCCGACUGUAUGCACACUGUACGAAGCUUAACAACGUAUAUAACUACAAGCCUGGAAGCAUCACAGUGUAUGCCCUCAACUUGAAUAAAGACCCCAUACUCCUAACUAUAUCGGAUCUGAACAUCAAUAGCAUGGACAGAUUCUGGCUGACUCCGGAGGGAGGAGACCUAACGUCAACAAAAGUCCAACUCAAUGGCAAAACUCUGGAACUUGUCAAUAACCAAAUACCACACAUGAUGCCAAGAUCUUUGGGAAGUGGGACGAUGAAAGUACCCGGAAACUCCUUCGGCUUCAUCGUCAUCCCUGACGCCAACAUCGCGGCAUGCCAAUCACAAGGCCACGGUACCAUUAUCGGAUAACUGAACCAGCAUUAUUUUCCUAUUACGUUUAAAUAAAUUAUUUACAAAGGC
Messenger RNA from Haliotis rubra (blacklip abalone), 1419 nucleotides. Its product is annotated as heparanase-like. Gene Ontology annotation, cellular component: membrane; extracellular matrix. The record is from RefSeq and is a predicted model, not a curated record. NCBI's taxonomy places the organism in Eukaryota, Metazoa, Mollusca, Gastropoda, Lepetellida, Haliotidae. The transcript has 10 exons. Gene Ontology annotation, molecular function: hydrolase activity, acting on glycosyl bonds. The coding region runs from base 1 to 1368 and encodes 455 amino acids.